ACUCUCUCACUCUCUUUCUGUCUCUUCCUCGCUCCCUCUCUUUCUCUCCUCCCUCUGCCUUCCCAGUGCAUAAAGUCUCUGUCGCUCCCGGAACUUGUUGGCAAUGCCUAUUUUUCAGCUUUCCCCCGCGUUCUCUAAACUAACUAUUUAAAGGUCUGCGGUCGCAAAUGGUUUGACUAAACGUAGGAUGGGACUUAAGUUGAACGGCAGAUAUAUUUCACUGAUCCUCGCGGUGCAAAUAGCUUACCUGGUGCAGGCCGUGAGAGCAGCGGGCAAGUGUGAUGCAGUCUUUAAGGGCUUUUCAGACUGUUUGCUCAAGCUGGGCGACAGCAUGGCCAACUACCCGCAGGGCCUGGACGACAAGACGAACAUCAAGACCGUGUGCACAUACUGGGAGGAUUUCCACAGCUGCACGGUCACAGCUCUUACGGAUUGCCAGGAAGGGGCGAAAGAUAUGUGGGAUAAACUGAGAAAAGAAUCGAAAAACCUCAACAUCCAAGGCAGCUUAUUCGAACUCUGCGGCAGCAGCAACGGGGCGGCGGGGUCCCUGCUCCCGGCGCUUUCCGUGCUCCUGGUGUCUCUCUCGGCAGCUUUAGCGACCUGGUUUUCCUUCUGAGCGCGGGACCGGGUCCCCCCCUCCCCCUCCGCUCACUCACCCACACUCACACCAUGCUCCCGGAAAUCGAGAGGAAUAGCCAUUCGUUCUCUGAGGACGUUGUGAUUCUCUGUGAUGUUGAAAACACUCAUAUGGGAUUGUGGGAAAUCCUGUUUCUCUCUUUUUCUUCUUCUUUUUUUUUUCUUCUUUUUAAUUGUGUUUGAUUCCUUGUGUUUUAUUUGCCAAAUGUUACCGAUCAGUGAGCGAGCGAGCACAGCCAAAAUCGGACCUCACCUUUUAGUCCGUCUUCACAGAAAAAUAAGAAAACGGCAAACUCACCCCCAUUUUUAAAUUUUUAUUUUAUUUUAUUUUAUUUUGGCAAAAGAAUCUCAGGAAUGGCCCUGGGCCACCUACUAUAUUAAUCAUGUUGAUAACAUGAAGAAUGAUGGGCUCCUCCUAAUGGGAAAGCGAGAGGGAAAAGGAGAAGGCCAGGGGAAUGACUUCAAGAGUGGUGUCCACGUGGGAAUCAGCCGGUGAAUAAUCAUGCUCACGUCUUUCUUCCACAGUACCUUGUUUUGAUCAUUUCCACUGCACAUUUCUCCUCCAGAAAAGCGAAAACACAAGAGUGUGGGCUUAGCAUUUUUUUAAGGAUAAGACAGAGAGAGAGAAAGAGGUUGGGUAUAGUGGGAUAGGUUGUCAUAAGAGAUGCUGCUAUGGUCAUGAGGGGCCGGUUUCACCUGCUAUUGUCGAUGCCCCUCGUUCAGGUCCACUGCCUUUAUUUUCCUUCCUCUCUUGUUUUAGCUGUUACACAUACAGUAAUACCUGAAUAUCCAACGGUAUAGAUCACAAGGGGGUAAUCAAUGUUAAAUCUAAAAUAGAAUUUAAAAAAAAAGAUUUUGACAUAAAAGAGCCUUGAUUUUAAAAAAAGAGAGAGAUGUAAUUUAAAAAGUUUAUUAUAAAUUAAAUUCAGCAAAAAUUUGCUACAAAGUAUAGAGAAGUAUAAAAUAAAAGUUAUUGUUUGAAAUGG
Mus musculus (house mouse) is the source of this 1622-nucleotide messenger RNA. RefSeq names its product neuritin 1 (gene Nrn1). The record is from RefSeq and is marked validated. The transcript has 3 exons. Gene Ontology annotation, cellular component: presynapse; plasma membrane; synapse. Lineage: Eukaryota; Metazoa; Chordata; Mammalia; Rodentia; Muridae. Gene Ontology annotation, biological process: nervous system development. Bases 188 to 616 code for a protein of 142 amino acids.